Molecule: messenger RNA, 1817 nt
Organism: Blastomyces dermatitidis ER-3
Lineage: Eukaryota; Fungi; Ascomycota; Eurotiomycetes; Onygenales; Ajellomycetaceae
Exons: 2
Coding region: 59-466 (135 amino acids)
Source: RefSeq, a predicted model, not a curated record
CUGAACACCAGAUUCGAAGAUCAUUUCGGAUCAGCUCUCAGUGGAGUUUCGAAACAACAUGAAUGGUCCGCGUUUUGGCGCCUUAUUAACAUCGAAUCUCCUCCUAAUUGUCUUAGUGUUGCAUCACUGCGGCCGGAUCUGCUUGACCCAUUGGACCUCACUCAGUGUUGCAAGAUCAUAUGAGCUUAAAGGAAUCAUCUGCCCAUCUUUGGACCAGCUAUCAGCCAAAGGGACGCGCCCAUAUGUAAAGCGGGAAAGAAGAGAUGAAAAGUAUGAGUAUUAUUACUUGACCGUCUUGUCCACGAGACUGAAGAAUUCCCGAGGACGAGAGGGCUCUCAAAUUGACAUGAUUCAAAGGAUGGCAUUUUGCCAUUUCUGGAAGUCUGGGGAACACGAACCAGGAUCGUACCCCGCUCCGGCUCCAGAUCUCUUUCUUGGCGCUCGUUUGAUAAUGGCAAUCACGUGAGAAUCGGAUAAAGCUGGCUAAGCCCAAUUAACCAAAUAUCUUGGUAGCGACUGACGUCUGAUUUUUAUGGUUCCUCCUGCCAUAGAUGCAAGGCCCAAACCAAAACGAAAGGGACAUGAAGCGCCUGAGGAAUAUGUUCUGCUUAAAAUUUGCUGAUUGGCUGGAAUUCCGGGUUAUUUUGAAUGUGUUCUCUUCAGUAUUUGUGGACCAUCAAUGCACUCUCAAGCAUACAAUUCUUUCGAACUAGUAACGAUCAACCGUUUAGGAGAAAAAGCAAGCAUUCGGUACGGCGAAGUAAAACGACAUGCUUACGGAACAAUACAAUACAUUACCAGGUUGACAUAUACGAUACGGAUGUAUCGUCCUGUUCUUUCAAUCGCACUAGCGGAGGCCACGGGCCCGGGCCGGUUGGAUUUGUGCACUUCUUGACGCUGACCCUUGCUCUGUUGCCCAGUCAGUCGGAGUUUGGCUGGAGCGGCGUACAGUAACGAGGGAAAAAGCCAUCGUGUCGCUUAGGUUGCUAUUUUCUAUCCUCAUUAGUUGUCCCGUUGGAUCCAAUGUCUUCGAUAGCAUACGGUCAUGGGCCUCCUCAGGGAUCUUUUGCGCCAUCCUGAGGUCAGGACUUUUGGGGCUGCGGGGAGCCGCGGCGAACCUGAUUAAUAUUUGUUUGAUUUUGGCGUGGAGGCAAGGGCUCUGUGAUAGUUGAUCGUUGAAGCAAGGACGGUCUGCUUUGACUGGGAUACCAAACUUUUCAGCCAAGGGGACGGCCAGCCGUCACUGCUGCUGCAGCAGGAGGUUGAUGAUCUUAUAGUUUGUCAAAGUUGCUCCACAUGAAGGUUUGCUAUACACCAACGAAUGUCUUCAUUUUGGAAUUUCAAAAAUCUUCACGAGGAAAAAGUUGCUUUUGAUUUGAUGAAUUUUGGCAUCCUGUAAGCGCUGGGGAAUUUCGGAAAUUUGACCGUGGCAUUGGCUGUUGAUCCAUCAUCAAUAUCUUCAAGAUCUUUUGCGGAGCCUAUGAGAUAACUAACUAGGUCAGAGCAAUUGGUCAACAACUGAUACGAUUUGGCUCCAUCCCAUGAGGACGGUGAUGAUGUAUUUUACAUGUGCUCGUUGGCCCAGGUUUCCCGCUUUUGUCGAUCUCAACUCGGAUACUUUUUUCCUUUGGCUGUUGCGCAUAUUUGAGUCGCAUGGCACAAAGCAUCAGAGUAACAUGUAACAUGUCGUAAAAUAAGGGGGAUAUCGAGGGGAUUGCAAUUGACGUUCGUUGAGCCACUCUGGCUGACUAAUCCACUCGCUUAACCAACAAAAGUUUAGACCUUCAUCUAUGAAAUACAAAACCCUACAAGCUUGC